Messenger RNA from Acytostelium subglobosum LB1, 594 nucleotides. RefSeq lists its product as hypothetical. The transcript has 2 exons. The annotation marks the transcript as partial. The record is from RefSeq and is a predicted model, not a curated record. Lineage: Eukaryota; Evosea; Eumycetozoa; Acytosteliales; Acytosteliaceae.
AUGGUUAAAAUAAUUGAUGGAUCAAUUGUCAAUGAUAUUGUUACCAAACAAUUCAAUGGCACUUCAUAUAUGAUCAAUAAUAACAAUCAACCGCAGCAACAGCAGCAACAACUACUGAUGCAGCCACAGUCCGACCCCGCAACCACCACCAACACCAACAACACCAAUUCCCAGUCCGAUGUGCCCACGCUCAGAUUGCUCGUGGAUGCAUUGGAGACCUCCACUUUUAUAUAUUCAUUCAAUGUCAAGUUGAAGUAUGUGCUGGCAGUCAGUCUGGCCGCCUCCAUCCUCUUUGGCUCCAUGGGUCUGUUGUCCUUCUUACUGCUUGUCUACAUUGGCACGCUGUACAAUGGAGGCAACAGCACCAUGUCGUCGUCCAACAUUACCGAUAAAGAUCAAUCCUCUCCAAUAUCCGAGAAGAGGGCAAUCCCUACCAUCCCAGAGCCCGCCUCACCAAAGGAGUCCGAGUACAGUCCACCAGCAUACCAUGUUUACAGCUCGCCAACCCUUAGAAGGUCAUCCCCAAACGUUAACUGUUUUUCACCAAACAGUGGAAGAAGACUUGGAUCGUCCAGUGAUAACAACGCUACUGUC